This is a messenger RNA of Pelagomonas calceolata, 1484 nucleotides long. NCBI's taxonomy places the organism in Eukaryota, Pelagophyceae, Pelagomonadales, Pelagomonadaceae. The record is from the annotation of a GenBank genome assembly.
GCAAAAAGCAGCUAACUUGCCUUAGCGCUGGAAACGGAUAGUGCAAAUAAGCCUGCAGGUAUCUGCAGACCAACCAUGGCCACGCCGCAAGCGUCAGAUGCAAGCGAGGCCGAGGAGGACGUCUCCCCAGGCGGCGACGGCUCCCUGCUAAAAACAAUACUAAAACAAGGCAAGGAACGAGGCCCGCAAGCAUUAACGACGCCGUCGCCGCUCUGCGAAAUUACGAUGCGCGUGCGAGAAGAAAACGCCGCAACGCAGACGACUGUGGUAUGGCCGCGGCAGCACCACGGCGCUGAGCAACCACCAGGUCUGCCUCCACAAUUACGCGUCGGCGUCGAGACGAUGCGGCUCGGCGAAGUGGCGCGAAUAACACACGUCGACUUUGACCAGACGCCAUCGGUGCGAACGACCUUUGACGUCGAGGUUGUGACUUGGGACGAGGCCCUCGUGAUGAAUAGUGUUACGAAGCGCAUCGUGAAACGACCGCCCAUCCAGGCGUGGCGCGAGCCGCGGGCGCUGGACCGGGUCGUCGUGAGGGGCUUUCUCGGAAACGUGGACUACGGGCCGCUGUCGGAAGACUGGCCGGACCCCUCAUUGACAGCACCACCGAUAAAAGGCCAAUGGCGCCUCGACGAAGAUACUGAAAAUGGCGAAGGGCGGCCCAUCAGUGCGGGGCUGGAGGAGUGCGUCAAGACGAUGCGCGUCGGCGAGGUGUGCGAGGUCGUGAUAGGCGAGGACAGAGGCACCAUUGAAUUAGCCCAACUACUCGAAGAUCCGGACCAAGCGUUGAUCUCGCAUAGGGGCGCCUGGGCCGAGCCCGGCGACGCAGAAAGACGAUCGAAGGCCGUCGACGCGCUAAGGGCAAUGGGCAACACUCACCUAAAGAAGGGCGAUUUGCAAAAAGCCAUACGGCGCUACGACCGGGCCUUGGAGGUGGCUGAUGAUGGAGGUGGGGAUGAUGGAGACAACUACCUGAUGGAGGAGUCCGAGGACGCACAACAAGCGUCGAAAGCCGCGUAUGAAGCCGGCAAAGAGGCCGUGAAGCGUCGCAGUCUCGCGGCGCGCGCGAACCGGGCCCUGGCCCACCUGAAGAAUGGAGACGCCCUGCAGGCGAAGCUCGACUGCGAGGCGGUGCUCGAAGAAGACGAGAGUCACGUGAAGUGCAAAUUCCGGCGGGCCCAGGCUCUGGUGGAAUUGGGCAGCAUUGAACAGGCUUGCGAUGUUUUUAAGGCACUGAUGGAGGUCCCCUCGUUGCAACGCGAGGCGCGCGCGGGUUUGGUGAACGCGAGGAAGAUGCUCAAGGCGCACCGCGACGCGGAAAGGGACCUGUUCCGGGGGAAGAUCAAGGCCGUGCCCGAGAAUCCGGUUGCAAAGCCGCCCCGGAAAAACGCUCUAGAGCGCACCGUCGUGGCGUCGCUUGCUGGAAGGCGCGCGGUCGGGCGGGCGGCGUCCGACGCGUAUUAGUUUUGUUAAACAGUGUGUAA